Messenger RNA from Protopterus annectens (West African lungfish), 5763 nucleotides. It is a transcript of the gene FHDC1, whose product is annotated as FH2 domain containing 1. The record is from RefSeq and is a predicted model, not a curated record. The coding region runs from base 566 to 3973 and encodes 1135 amino acids. The transcript has 13 exons. NCBI's taxonomy places the organism in Eukaryota, Metazoa, Chordata, Ceratodontiformes, Protopteridae.
UAUCCUGGUACAGCUAGCAGUAGUACGUUCAGUGGGAUCCGCACUGCUGGAGUUGGGCUCUCUGUAGGGUGAGAAGAUUGGCGGUUUUGGAUUGGGUUUAUAUUUGUAAUUGAUGCGACAAGUGCACCGAUACACUGUAAAUUAAAAAAAUAUUAUUUCCGUGGGAUUGCAAUUACAGAUAGCAUGUGAACUCCCCUGCAGGAGCUGGAAGAGCAUUUGAAGUGAAAUGUUGGAUGCAUCUCUGCAGCUGUACAUUCUUCCUUGCACACUGAGGUGACAAUGGUUCUGAAGAGAUGAGGGAACAUCACUGAUCUUUUUGUGACCUUGUGCACUGUUGGAACAUUACUGUUCAGCACUUCAUUUUUAUUGUGAUCUUCAAACAACUGUGGAGGAAACAGAAAGACAUCUUUGCAGCUGUAUUUCCCAGAUGUCACAUAUGCAGGACAACUUCAUGAACACAAGUUAUCACCUCAUGAUGGAAUGGUAGCAAUAACCCAUGUGGUGAGCGUCAUCCCCCCAACCUUAACCAGCUGUAAAUGGUUGGGGGAAACUAAAAGGGAAUGCAAUGCAUGUUAUGAACUGUAUCUCUUCACUUCAUGAUAAAGAAACUAGAGAUGAUCCUUCUUUAAGUUUAUUAAUGCCAGUGCAAUCACCAGGGCCAGAGUCUACAGGAGUUCCACCUGGCUUACCUCCUCCCCCACCACCACCUCCCCUGCCCCCACCACCACCCCCACCACCACUUCCUCCCCCUCUUCCUCCUCCAGGAUUGCCACCACCACCAAGUCAUCAAGGGUCUCAUCAGAUUGAAAAGAAAAAAAGGAUGCGUACCUUUUUCUGGAAAACCAUUCCUGAGGAGAGAGUUCGUGGCAAACCCAACUUCUGGACUAUGUUUGCAGGGAAACAUCAGUAUGAAAUUGAUACUAAGAGCAUUGAGGAACUCUUUGGACAGCAUGAGGAAGAAAGGACUAGAAGUAUUAAAAGAGGUACAGGAUCUCGGUCAUCAUUCAGAGACACUAAAGAUGUGGUAACUAUCUUGGAUUCCAAGAGAAGUAUGAACGUUGGAAUAUUUCUCAAGCAGUUUAAAAAGUCAGUUCAGAGCAUUGUUGAAGAUAUUCAUUUGGGAAGAAGUGAACAGUAUGGUUCAGAGACUCUGCGUGAUCUGCAGAAGUUGUUACCUGAAUCAGAAGAGUUAAAGAAACUAAAGGCCUUUAAAGGUGAUGUGAAUACACUAUCCUUGGCAGAUUCUUUCAUGGUUUUACUAACACAGGUGCCAAGCUAUGCAAUCCGAAUUGAAUUCAUGAUGUUGAAGGAGGACUUUACACCGUGCUGCGGAGCUUUAAACAAAGAAAUAACAAUUAUUAGUCUAGCAACAAAAGAACUGAUGUCAUGUGAAGAGCUUCAGGCUAUCUUACACUUGGUCUUACAGGCUGGUAAUAUUAUGAAUGCUGGUGGCUACGCUGGAAAUGCUGUUGGUUUUAAGCUGUCUUCCUUGCUAAAUCUAGCAGACACAAAGUCAAACAAACCUGGAAUGAAUCUGCUUCACUUUGUUGCUAUGGAAGCCCAAAAGAAAGAUCUUGCUCGCUUAUUUUUUAUGGAGAAUUUGCAGCACCUUCAAGCUGCAGCCAGGGUAUCCACUGAAAACAUUGAGACAGAGUUCAAGCUGCUGUCUUCAAGGACAGAAUCUCUGCAAAAUAACAUCAAGCAAAAUGCUGAUCUGAAAGCAGAAACAGCAGAUUUAAUUCAGUAUGCUUUAAAAGAGCUUGAAGAACUGGGGAAGAGAAAAUCAGAUAUGUAUGCUGAAGGUCACACACUCCUCGAUUUCUUCUGUGAAGACAAAGACACUAUGAAACUUGAUGAGUGCUUUCAGAUAUUUAGAGACUUUUGUGACCGAUUUAACAAGGCUGUAAAAGAAAAUGCUGAAAGAGAGAGUCGAGAAUUGUUGAGAAAACAAAGGCAGAAGGAGCUGGAAGAAAAGCGUCGUUCCUGGGCAGCUGGUGAUUAUGGUUUAGGAAGAAGUAGCAGUGAGAGUGAUGUAGAGCUGCUUUCCACCUUCCACCGCAAGAGACCUCAGAGCUUUUCAAACAAGAAAAGGUCCAGACUUUCUGUUGGUGCUUUGGCUGAUAGGGAACUUCAGACAUUCCUAGAAAUCCCCAGACAGGAAGAAAAUUACCGAAGCAGCAGCCUCCCCUAUGUAAACGAGCAGCAUACAAAACCAAGAACAGCAUGGAUGGAAUCAGCUGAGCAGGAGAGGAGCUUAAAUGAUCUUCAUUUAAAUCUAAAUCAAAAGCACCAAUCUGAAGUAAACAUAAACAAACCACAAGAUGUCCCCAGAUCCUCUCCUGCUUCCUUGGAUAGAGAAAAAAUCUGUACAACUAUGGAAGCCUUUGAUGACAACAGAAAUACUGUUGGAAAUUUUGACAAAGAAAUAAGAAGUUGGACAGAAUUAGAUAUCAAUUCAUUAAUCUGCAAAUCAAUUGAAAAUGAGCAUCACAGUAGCAAAAGUCAGUUUCCUCAAAAUGAGGAUUUCAGUAACAUAUGUAUAAUGAAUUUUAAAGAUGUCAAUGUAACUGACUUAGAGACAUCCAGUAAUAUCAGUAUGCAAUCUCAGGACAUUACAGAUGAAAAUAUAUCCAGUUUUAGUUCUAAACAAGAAGAUAGGUACUGUGCUGAAUCAUCUCAUUCCCAGAGCUUGGACACUCCCUCCAAGCAUGAAGGAGAUAGUUUUGGGCUUCUGGUGUCAAACAACAUAGAUCCUUCACCUUUUGAUAGUGGCAUUUCAGACAUAAAGGAAGCUGAAGUGUCAUUUUAUAUUACUGACUGUACGGACACUACAGACUGCUCUGUAAUGUUAGACUGUUCUGAGGGAAGUGAUGGCAAAUCUUUUUCCACAGGGCACUACGCUGGAUCUCCAGUCUUUCCUACCCCUGCAUCUGAUCAGACUGCAACUUCCACUAAUCUGGAAUCUUGCUCUUCAGGUGAUGCUUUGGAGUCUAAUCCCAAAUCUUCCAGUAGUAAACAGAAAACAAAUAAGAGUCCCAAACAUCCAGACACAAAACUGACCAAAGAAGGGAAAAAACUGUUGGAACCUAAUAAAGUGGUCUCAGAAUCUAAGAGAAGCAGUGCUGUCAGGCAUCAGUCUGCAGGUUCUUUCAGAUCAGAUAGAGCUCAACCAUCCAAUUUGUUAAAUCAAAAGUCUGUCAGGACACUAACUGCAUUAGAGAAUGAGAGUAUGAGAAAAGUGGUACCUGUUUCCAGAUCAAAUAAAUUAUUUAGCAAAAAAACAGAAGAGAGACCCUUGGUGAAAGAAAGUAGUUCUGAAGUGAAAAGACACCAGCAGACUUUUGUAAGAGAUAAGAUGGAGAAACAAGCUGUAAAUCAGCAUAGAACCAACUUAGCAAAUGAAGAUCAGAAACUACACAGGGGGACUUUUUCAUCAAACAGUUUCCGCUCUAACAAGGAACAGCUACAGCGCAAGAAUUCCCAAAAGAAGCCAAGUGCUAAGCCAGUUAGGAACAUGCCUAGACCAAAGCCAGAAGAAACCAAAAUUUGCCGUUCUACAAUGAGGGCCCAAGCUAUGUUAGAAAUGAGCAACAAUACAGCUUCUGACCAUACCAAAGUGCAAGCUUCCACUCCAAACUUUGCAAGGAAUACAGUAGCAUCAUCAUCUAGAAGAGCAAAGAAAACUCCUUCUGUUCCUACUGGCACAACAAAGGUUUCUACACCAAAACCAUCUCCUGAUAAAGCUGCAGUGGCAGACAUGAAUCAGACCACAAAAGGAAAGGAUGACUCAAGUACUGGAGCUAUAAGGAAAACUGGCAGUAUAAAGUUGCAUGGAAAAUCUCAGCAGGGAUCAAGUGAGGAACAAGCCCCCAAAAAUGAAACAAUUCAGAGAGCAUCUGGUCUGAUAAAAAGGCUGUCAUUAAGAGACAAAAGCAGAACACCUUCAGAGCAUUCUAAACCUUUAUGGAGAUAACCAUCUAUAUUAGGGUAGUAUCAUGUACAGUAAUUUAUUGACAUAAAUACACAUGUAUUUUAUUUGUAUACAUAAAAUAAUUAGUUUGACUUCUUAGGAUCUAAAUGUUUUGCUAAUUUUGGGGGUUUGGGUUGGAAAAUUUUAGUCUGUAACCUACAGCUGAGAAUCACAAGAAGCAUGUAGGUUGAAAAGUACAUUAAUUGUAAAAUAGCACUGUGUGUUAUAUUACUGUACUUGAAGGGAUUUUUAAAGGUAAAAGGAGUGUAGGGGCCUUUAUAGCUGGAAAGUAGCUGAGACCUUUUUUUCCCAGCCCUCUGACUAAUAUAAUGUGGCGUUGAAUAUGAACAGAAGCCAUGGUACAUAUGCUGUGAAGUUUGUUACCUUUAUGAGACCUGAGUGACUUAUAACAUGGGAAUCACAGAUGACUUUUAUAAACACACCAAGUGCCAUUUACUGUAGAACAAGUCUUGGGGAAAAAGCCAGGAAAGCACUUUAUUUUGUCCAGAAUGUAUGCUGUGUUAGUACAGUACCACUGAGAAAUGGACCAUGUCUGACUUGUAUUGCUGGAUUUUGAAGGGGACUCCUGUAUUUUUAUUUAUUUAUUUUUUAUUUUGAGAUUGUGUUGAAAAUAGCAGCAGUGUUUUAAACUGGAUUUUACAUUUAAUGUUCAGGUGCGUCUAAUUUUACAUAAUGCACAACAGUUUUAAGAUCAUGUGUUCAGGGUAGAUUUUUGGACAAAAGUGGUAUAUUAUGCAUUUUUAUACCCAGUUUCAAGAUACUAGGUGCCAUGCUAAACCAAGCAAAGUGUUUUUAGAUUUUAUCAGAUGCUUGUGUUUGGGUAGCUUAAAACAUUCCAUAAAUUAAUUGCUUGAAUGAAAUUGCUCUGUUGUUGUCUCAGGUACUUUUGAAAUCAUUGUCGACUAUGGCUUACUUACACAGACAUAUGCUGUGAUAUAUAGAUGAUAGUAACCAUCUUUAUGACUUUCUGCAGAUACUUAAGCCCUGUGGCUUCAGUUACUCUCAGCAGUGCUAGUGAGUGGACUCAGUGAUUAAAUUUUAUUUGUCCAGCAGUUUCACUUUUGUAUUAUGUGCUGCUGCUGUUUUAAGCCCACCAGUAAUAUUAAUGAGUGUGACUUGACUCCAUUUACUUGUUUUCUAAGUAUGCCAUUUUGUGGUGAAUGCAUCUGAAGUUAGUGCACCACUUGUUACUUACUCCACCCUGCAGUGAAAUUGUGACACAAUGUCAUUCAUUAGGUAGUAGUGGAUAUUUUGGAAUGCCAUUAGGGUGAGUAUUCUCAUCCAGUUAUGAAGUAUGUAAAAGAAGUGCAAGCUGUCUUGCAUACCUUGCAAAACUGCUCUAAUUUAUAACUUCCCCACUGCCUAAAACUGUCAUAGUGUUUUUAAGCACUGAAGUUCAAAUCACUAGAUGCUGUAGUCCAUGGGAGGGGUCUGUGUAAAUGAGUAUUUUGACAAGCUGCCCAGUUGGAGGAUGUGUGUAAUAUGAGAUCAUAGAUGCACAAACUGUGCAGGUGGUGUGCAGAACAGGAAUCCAAAGACAUUCAUGUGCAUUGCAUUCCUGGAGAGCACCAUGAGUGUUUGUGCAUGAGUGGCUAGUGUGUGUGUGUGUGUGUGUGUGUGUGUGUGUGUGUGUGUGUGUGUGUGUGCGUGUGUGUGUGUGUAUAAGUACUGGAACAGUGUGAGAGUGGGACAAUGAGAGUCUGUACAUGAAUAGCUAGCAUGUAUGAGUGUGUGUGUGUGUGUGUGUGUGUGUGUGUGUGUGUGUGUGUGUG